AUUCAACGAUUUUGUUUGAUAGUAUUCACUAUAUAUAUUGAUAUACAUAUAGAUAUACUUUGCAACACUUGAAGCGUAUCAACCUCGGAAAACAUAUCAGCAGCAUAAGCAAUGUCCAACACUUCACCAGAUUGGCCUGAACCAAUAGUGAGAGUUCAAUCCUUGUCGGAAAGAUGCAUAGAUUCAAUCCCAGACAGGUAUAUCAAGCCCCCGACCCAUAGGCCUGUUUCUGCUUCUACUUCUACUUCCACUUCGGAUGCAAAUAUCCCAGUUAUAGACUUCGGAGAUUUUCUGGGCACCGACCCGGACGCGAGGAAGUUGGUGCUCCAGAAAGUCGCCGAGGCCUGCAAUGACUGGGGGUUCUUCCAAGUGGUGAACCACGGGGUUAGACCAGAGUUGAUGGACAAGGCUAGGGAAACUUGGCGUGAAUUCUUUCACCUUCCCAUGGAAUUGAAGCAAAAAUAUGCUAACUCUCCAAAGACUUAUGAAGGUUAUGGAAGUAGGCUUGGUGUUGAAAAGGGUGCUAUUCUUGAUUGGAGUGAUUACUAUUUCCUUCACUACCUUCCUUUGUCACUCAAAGAUUAUAACAAAUGGCCUUCUUUGCCUCUCUCUUGCAGGGAAGUGUUUGAUGAAUAUGGGAGAGAGGUGGUGAAGCUAGGAGGGAGGUUGUUGAAGGCUUUGUCUAUAAACUUAGGUUUAGAAGAGGAUUUUCUCCAGAAUGCAUUUGGGGGUGAAGAUAUUGGGGCAUGUUUGAGGGUUAAUUUUUACCCAAAGUGCCCUCGGCCGGAGCUAACGCUUGGUCUGUCGUCGCACUCGGACCCCGGAGGGAUGACGAUGUUGCUGCCGGACGACCAAGUUGCCGGCCUUCAGGUUCGGAGAGGCGAAGAAUGGAUCACGGUGAAGCCUGCUCGCCAUGCCUUCAUUGUUAAUAUUGGAGAUCAAAUUCAGGUUAUAAGCAAUGCAAAAUACAAGAGCGUGGAGCACAGAGUAAUAGUAAAUUCAGAUAAAGAGAGAGUGUCAUUGGCAUUUUUCUACAACCCAAAAAGUGACAUACCCAUUCAGCCAGCAAAGGAAUUGGUAACCCCAGACACCCCUUCACUCUACCCUCCCAUGACCUUUGAUGAAUAUAGGCUCUUCAUUAGAACCAGAGGUCCACGUGGCAAAUCCCAAGUGGACUCUCUAAAAUCUCCUAGAUAAUAUUACUGAUUUAAUUUUUCGCUUAUUGAACUGAAAAAUAUCGUAAAAAUUAAAAAAAAAAAAACUAAUAAUAGGGUUUUUAAAUUAAAUCCAUUUUGUAUAAUGUAACAUUAUUAAUUAAUUGUGUAAAUCUUGUAAUGAAAAUUUGAGCUGCA
This is a messenger RNA of Arachis stenosperma, 1352 nucleotides long. Its product is annotated as jasmonate-induced oxygenase 1-like. The record is from RefSeq and is a predicted model, not a curated record. Lineage: Eukaryota; Viridiplantae; Streptophyta; Magnoliopsida; Fabales; Fabaceae. The coding region runs from base 112 to 1197 and encodes 361 amino acids. The transcript has 3 exons.